AUGGCGAGUUGCUCCUUGGUUCCAGACCGAGUGAGGAGACUGAGAACUGCACCAGGGACUACAACAGCAGCUCUAGCUGCGGUGGCGACCACCCCACUUCUUUCCUUGGGAACCCCAACCGCACUCAUUGGGACCGGGUUGUCUUGUCCGGGAGCCAUGUGGCUCUCCACUACCACUGGCUCCCGGUCACACUCCGAGUCCGAUGAGGAGGACCUUCCCGUAGGCGAGGAAGUCUGUAAACGUGGGUACCUGCGGAAGCAGAAGCAUGGGCACAGGCGCUACUUCGUACUCAAACUCGAGACCGCAGAUGCCCCAGCUCGGCUGGAAUACUAUGAAAAUGCCAGGAAGUUCCGGCACAGUGUCCGCACAGCGGCGGCUGCAGCACCAGCGUCAGCCUCGGGUGCUGUGGUCCCCCCGCCCAUCCCACCUCGGCGCGUGAUCACCCUGUACCAGUGCUUCUCGGUGAGCCAGCGAGCGGAUGCAAGGUACCAACACCUCAUCGCUCUUUUCACCCAGGACGAGUACUUUGCUAUGGUAGCCGAGAACGAGUCAGAGCAAGAGAGCUGGUACUUGCUGCUCAGCCGCCUCAUCCUCCAGAGCAAACGCUGCUACUAUGGCAUGCCCAGCGUGCAGCCAGGUAGAGAGCCCGCGGUGCUGGCCGCCACAGCGGUUGUGGAGCCACCCUUCUACAAAGAUGUGUGGCAAGUAAUAGUCAAACCCAGGGGGCUGGGGCAUAGAAAAGAGCUGAGCGGCGUGUUCCGACUCUGUCUUACUGAUGAGGAGGUUGUGUUUGUGAGGCUGAAUACCGAAGUGGCGAGCGUGGUUGUCCAGCUCCUGAGCAUCCGUCGCUGCGGGCACUCCGAACAGUAUUUCUUCUUAGAAGUAGGCAGGUCCACAGUAAUCGGUCCGGGGGAACUCUGGAUGCAGGUUGAUGACUGUGUAGUGGCUCAAAACAUGCAUGAGCUCUUUUUGGAGAAGAUGAGAGCCUUAUGUGCAGAUGAAUACAGAGCCCGCUGCCGCACCUACAGCGUCAGCAUCAGGGCCCACCUGUUAACCCUGCUGUCCACUAGUAGGCAUCUGGACAUGAUGCCACUCGAACCUGGCGGCUGGCUCAGAAGGUCCCGCUUUAAGCAGUUUUGCCACCUCAGGGCCAUGGGUGAUGGGGAAGAUGAGAUGAUCCUCACCAGGCGCUACAUAACACCCCGUGAGCCUAUGCCCCACUCCAGGCAAAGAAAACUGCACCUGGCCAGACCGUGCAGGUCCAGAAGACCGAUUUCAGUGCCAGCCAGGUUUUUUUGGCCCCUAUCACCCAGUCCCGUGCUUGCCCUGCAGCCCACAGAAGCCCCCAGCGACAGAGCUUGCCUGUUUUCUAAAGCAUCUGGUUCUGGUUCUGGCAGUUCUGUGGGAAAAGGCAAUCCUCAAGGCCAAGAGGGUCAGGAAGGAAACACAGGCAACUACAUGCCCAUGAGCAACUGGGGCUCAAGAGUUGGCCAGGGGUCAGGAGGAAACCAGUGCUUAGGCAGGGGGCAGGGCUCUGGAGGUGGCCAGGGCUCAGGUGGUAGUCAAAUUUCAAGUAGCAAAGGCUCAGGGGGCCAGGGUACAGGAGGAAACCAGUGCUCAGGAGAUGGCCAAGGCCCCACAGGUGGGCACAGUUCAGGCAGUGGCCAGGGAGCCAGUGGUGGGCAUGGCUCAGGCAGUGGCCAGGGACCAGGAGAUGGCCAUGGAUCAGGUGGUGGCAUGAAGUCUGGAGGGGGCAAAAGCUCAGGAAGUGGGAAAGGCUCUGAUGGCAAUGUUGAAUGUAAAAAAUCUCUGAAGAAACUAUCUUAUUUGGGCAAAAUUAUUCAAAACAAGCAACAGCAAAUGCCACCACCUCCACCACCUCCACCUCCAUCUCCAUCCCAGCCAUCUGGAGCAACUGGUGGAAAAGGGAAAUCUGGGGGAAGAUUCCAAGUUUACUCUUGUACUGACAGAGCAGUUGCAAAAGAACGCAAAGUAGCCAAAGAAGUCAAAUAUGCAGAGACUCCAGAAGGUGCAGCUUGUGGCCCCCAGAGAGCCAGAACUUCUGUUGAAGAUGAGGAAGACCCGUAUGUGCCAAUGAGGCCUGGGGUGGCUGCCCCUCUUGAAAGCUUUAGUGAUUAUAUGCCAAUGGCUCCUCAAAAUGUUUUUACUUCAAGAAAGUGCCAGUCUCAACCCUCUUUUGAAGAUUCAAGAGGGUACAUGAUGAUGUUUCCCAGAGUAAUCCCACCACCUGCCUCACGUCCUCCAAAAACACCUGAUCCUGAUAAAGAGGGUGACUCUAAGGACAAUGAGAGUGACAGUGAUUACAUGUUUAUGGCUCCUGGAGCCGUUGAAAUUCUCAAAAACCCCAGAAAUCCUGAGGGAGACUUUUCCUCCAAAAGUUGGAGCUCCUGCUUCUCUCUGCCAAAUCCUUUUCAUGGCUCCCUGUUGGAACAGAGUGACCACGAGUGAUUGUAUCACCACAAAAACACAUUUUGGAAGAAAAGUGAUGCUUAUGGAGUUUGUCUACUCCAGAUCUGCCUAAAAGAAAAGAAAAUUCAGUCUUCUGAAUAGAAAGCAACCUGAAUUUCUAAAACCUACAAGUGGAUGAUGUAGCGGUUGAAUGAUCGUAACACAGAUCAUUAGUACUGUUGCCUUAUGGAAUCAGUGAUUUUUGAAUUAGGAUAUUUACUCUGUAGUUGGUCCUAGUUUUCUAGUUUCCUUCCCCAAUAUAUCUUUUUUGAAAGGAAACAAAUACUGUAAAAGAGAGCAUCUCAUAACUCCUCUCUUUACAAAAACAUUAUUUACAUAUGUAUAAAUGUGGAUUUUAUUGAUGUAUAAUACUUAAAUUUAGUUUUGAAGUUGAACAUUCUUUAAACAAGAGCAGAUAAAGAAAAGUUAUAUUCAUGAGAAGGUAGGUAGGAUCUGGAAUUUUUUUCUGUGUAGUACAUAUGGAAAGCAUUUCUUGAUCAAGGAAUUAAAUGUCAACUGAACUGUUAUCUUAAUGGGACAUUUCCAAUAUUUUAAAGGCAGUACCAAAGGGCAGAUUACCUCAUUUAUUGCCCAUUAGCAAAAAUGCGACAUUCUGUUCACAUUAAAUGUCAGCUAAAUUGAUAUCUUAGUUUAGCAUUUCCAACAUUGUAAAUGCAGAACUGAGGAACAGGUUAUCUCUUUGUUCACAUACAACACUGUGAUGUUCUGCUUACAAAUCAAUUGAACAUUUCCAAAACCAUUUUUUUUUCUAUUUUGAAACCUAUACUCGACCCCAUAAAAGAAGUUCUUCAAAAAGUCUCCUCAUAAAGCCCCUUUAUGCCUCUCUGGGCCUCCCCACUUUCACCCUUCACUUUCCCCCUAUUUUUGGCUCUUUCCUUGCCACACAUUCCCCCUCCUAUUUCCAGGGCUCUUUUAAAUAUAUCAGUUUCCCAUAUUUAAGAAAUCAGUAUGUACAUAUCAAUCAAUAUUCUAAAACUUAAACUGAAAAGAAUGCAAGGCCUUGUUUUUCUUUGGACAAUUAGCCUAUGUCAGAUGUCUCAUAUUAAAAAAAAAUCAGACCAAGCUCCCUGCUUCUGGUUUUGCUUGCCUCUGAUGGAAACUGAAGAUUUUAGGAACAUGGACCUUUGGGAACAGGACGCUAACAGGUGGUCAUCACAGAGAAUAGGUACAAAGGUCUUGAAACUUACUUAGAGCUUUGUUAGGUGGUGACACGCAAUUCAUGACUUGUACCAUCACUGGCAAACCUCAUCAGACCACAGGUGAGUAUCAGUGUCUGUAGAAGUGUGCAAGUGCUAGUGUGUGUGUGCACAUAUUUGUGUAUGCACACCCUUGUGUACCUGUGUACAUGUGAUUGUAGAUGUACCUGUUGUAACUGUUAAAAGAAUUGCUUUGCAUUUAAUGUGCAACUUUGAAAUUGGGUAAUAUUUUCCUAAAGUGUUUCACCACUAGGUUUUGAUGUCUUUGAAUGUGUACUUCUGUCUUCAAGCAGGCUUAUUAUAGUACAUGUUGCUAAACUAGUUUUUCUGAAGAACCAAGUUAACAUCUAUUAUUUCUCCUUGCCUACCAAACAAAGAGAUGGCAGGGAGGUUCUUUGUAUUUUCCUUGUGAGUGGCACUGAGAAGAGGAUGUGGCUGCAGUACCAAUAAUUACUCCAGUUACUGGUCUCUGCUAAGGCAUCAGUUUCCUCAGUUCCUUCAGACUCUUUUUUUUCCAAUGUAAUCAAAUAAUAUAGUGUGGCUUUUGUUCAUUUGGAUAACCUUGCAGUCUUUUAGGCAGCCAUUUUUCAAGCCUUCUGUCAUCAUUUUAUUUUCAAGUAUAAAGUCAUAAUCAUUCAGAAUUGUGGAAAGAAAGAUUAUUUGGGGGAAAAUGGUAUACCACUUUAUUUGCAUAUUAGGUUUAGGGGCUGCCAGCAGACAAGGUAUUGCACAAAUAUAAUACUUGCUGAAUAAAUAAAUGGUAAACCUCAUACACAACAGUACAUACAAAUAGAAAUAGGUACAAAUAGUCACAGAUACAGCAUAACAAAUAUGCAGUCUUUUGAACACUACUUCUUAGUUUACAGACACAACUAAUUUAUUCAGUAUUGUGCUGGAAGAAUCUUUUUAGAAUAUGUGUACCAACAUAUCACUUACCUUUCAGCUACUGUUAUGCUGCUGUUAAGAAAAAUCAAUGAUGAAAUUAUAUUUUUUGGUGACCUCUACAUUUAAUUUGGUAUCAGAAAUACUCACUUGGCCAGUAAAACCUAAAACUUAGUUAUAGUAGUUAAUUUCAUUUGGUAUUUCUGUUUUACAGAUCUGCUUUAAGUUGCCCUGGCUUUGUCUUCCUUUGUAAAUACUCUUAUAUUGUCUUUUCUUUGUAAACAUCUUGUUUUCAGUUUUGGGAGACAAUCUUGCAACUCUGUACAGUGUUUAUAUAUAUCAGACUUGC
This is a messenger RNA of Phyllostomus hastatus (greater spear-nosed bat), 4917 nucleotides long. RefSeq names its product insulin receptor substrate 4 (gene IRS4). Bases 1 to 2469 code for a protein of 822 amino acids. Gene Ontology annotation, molecular function: phosphatidylinositol 3-kinase binding; insulin receptor binding. Gene Ontology annotation, biological process: insulin receptor signaling pathway. Gene Ontology annotation, cellular component: cytosol; plasma membrane. The record is from RefSeq and is a predicted model, not a curated record. NCBI's taxonomy places the organism in Eukaryota, Metazoa, Chordata, Mammalia, Chiroptera, Phyllostomidae. The transcript is spliced from 2 exons.